UCUAGCUGCCUUCUGUCAUGCAAACUGCCUCCUUCUGGUUACCCUGGUGUCCUGCCUGCAUCUGAUUCAAUGUCCCUCCAGCUGCUCUGUGUCCCCUGACUACUCAGUGCUUCCCCCCUCCACUCCACAUCGUGCCCCCAAGCCCUGGCUGCCUCUGUCCCUUUCUGUAUCUCAGACACUGGCCUGGAGGGCCUCCUGAGUGGUUUCAUACCCAGUGGAGUCAGCUCCAUCCAGGCCAUACCAGCUCCGCUGGGAGCUCUGCCCUCCGUCUGGGGUAAGAAGGCUGAGCCAAUCCUAGCUGGUUCUGUCGCCUGUACAACCCCCAGGCCCGAGGAGCUGGCUCACCAGACAGACAGGGGCUGAAGGGGUGGAGUAGGGGGAGGGUAUCCCUGGCUCAGGGCAGAAGAAUGCAGGGACCUUCCCUUCACACAGAAGGCACACAACUAUGUCCUGACUGCUUGUCACCACGGCUACGCCCCUGCGGGGACCUUCCCUGCACAAAGUAGGCCACAGCCCUGAGGGAUUGUUCCUGCACACAGUAGGCACACAAAUAUGUCCUGAGUGUGCAUGUCCUCAUCACGGCAGCCACACCCUCGCGGGGACACACCAGCCUGGUGUCCUCCCUCAAAUCCAUUCUGCUAGUGAAGAUCCAGGGAGGACAAGGACGGGCCUCAGAAGGGAAACUGAGGCGCAGCUCAACCGGCCUCACACACACUUGCCCUGUUCCCUGAAGCUGGGACCCUAUGGAUGGCCAGCUGAGCUGCAGCCACGCAGACUGGAUGUCACAGUUGUGCCCGCGGCUGUGGGAUGUCCCCCUGCACCACCUGUCCAUCCCAGGGAGCCAUGACACCAUGACAUACUGCCUGAGCAGGAAGUCCCCAAUCUCCAGGUCAGAGUCCCGGCUGCUGCACCUACUGGGGCGGGUCGCGCCCUGCAUUAUGGGGCCCAUGGUGUUGAGAUGGUCAGUCACACAGACUCUGGACGUGAAGCAGCAGCUGGACGCAGGGGUGAGGUACCUGGAUCUGCGGAUUGCGCACAUGCAGGGCGGCUCUGAGAAGAAUCUGCACUUUGAACACAUGAUCUACACCACUGCGUUGGUGGAGGACACCCUCACAGAGAUCUCCGAGUGGCUGGAGUCGCACCCCCAUGAGGUCAUCAUCCUGGCCUGCAGAAACUUUGAGGGGAUGACAGGAGACUUGCAUGAGUACCUCAUAGACUGCAUCAAGAACAUCUUCGGGGACUCGCUGUGUCCACGCGGGGACAUCCCUACGCUGCGGCAGCUGUGGGCACAUGGCCAGCAGGUGAUUGUGUCCUAUGAAGAUGAGACCUGUGUGGGUCGCCACGCGGAGCUGUGGCCUGGGAUCCCUUACUGGUGGGGAAACCAGGUGAAGUCCCAGGCGCUGCUGCAGUAUUUGGAGACCAUGAGGAGCUGCGGUCGCCCAGGUGGCCUGUUUGUGGCUGGCAUCAAUCUCACAGAAAACCUGCCCUAUGUCCUCUCUCACCCAUCCGGGUCCCUGGAGAUGCUGACACGGCCCAACCUUCGGCUCCUCGAGGCGUGGGUGCGAGCACAGAAGCCAGGGCCCGGAUCAGGCUGCACCAACAUCAUCGCUGGGGACUUCGUGGGCUCCAACAGCUUUGUGGGUGAAGUCAUUGGGCUCAACCAGAAGCUGCAGUGA
This is a messenger RNA of Alexandromys fortis (reed vole), 1676 nucleotides long. RefSeq names its product phosphatidylinositol specific phospholipase C X domain containing 1 (gene Plcxd1). The record is from RefSeq and is a predicted model, not a curated record. The coding region runs from base 744 to 1676 and encodes 310 amino acids. Gene Ontology annotation, molecular function: phosphoric diester hydrolase activity. Lineage: Eukaryota; Metazoa; Chordata; Mammalia; Rodentia; Cricetidae. Gene Ontology annotation, biological process: lipid metabolic process. The transcript has 7 exons.